CUCUCUCUCUCUCUUCUCCUCCUCCUCCUCCUCCAGUUGUUACACUGAGCCCGUUAUAUACGCGCAGUUUGAGGAGAGUGAACUUUGGGGAGAGUUGCAUCGCCUUGAGGAACUAUGGGGGACAUCGAGGCUCCCGACUCUCGGCCGCCGCCGCCCCAGAACGCCCUGCUCUCGGUUCUGCCGAGUAAGGAGUUCGCCUCCUCCAAGAAAGGAAUGCUGCUCCUCGCUGAAGUGGCUCUCUCCUUCAUCUCGUUCGUGUGUUUCGCGGCGUCCGAGGCGGCGGCCUUCGUCACCGUGCCGCUGCUGGAGUUCCUGGCCGCUCUCUUCUUGUUGUUUGCCUACUCCACCAAAUUCAACGAGAGGUUCAAGGGCUUCCUCUGGCCUCUGAUGGAUUUCAUGAGAUGUGUCACCGCCUCUGUCAUCUUCUUCAUCGUCUCAAUAAUGGCGGUCUCCAAAUAUGUGGACGGGUCCUCGAAGGCAGCAGGGGUGUUUGGGUUCAUCGCCACCAUCGUGUUCGCUUUAGAUUUUUACCUCAUCUUCAAUGAGCUCGCUACUUUCUUAAAGCAGGGGGGGGAGACCACAGAGGAGCCGUCAAGGCAGCAAGGGGGCAGUGAAUAUGAACCAACCCUUUACACAGCAAAGUUAACUGCACCACUUCAGGGAAAUAAAACGUAUGAGUUUUCAGACUCUGACUCCGACUGAGACCUGGAGGGAUCUUCACCAGCGGAUACUCUUACAACAAGUCAACCUGUGCAGUAGAAAUGUCCGCUGCUGUGCUGAAAUCUGUCUCGUGGAGCCUUGAGGUUAUGUUAUUAGUGGGGGUGCAGUAGAAAUCCCAUCUACACACAGACUGUGUCCUGGUUCCUCUCAUCUGGGAUUCACUGAUCGGUCCUCGUGGGUCAAACGUGUUUAAAGGGGAGGAACAGGAUCCUGUACGUUGUUCUGUUUAGUUCAUAAUUCACUGCUAAUUAGAAGUAAUUUGAAAAACAGUCAUUUUCUGUGUCUCCGUCGAUUUUGGUAAAAUAUGAAAUGUCUUUAUCGACCUGAUUCUUCAGUUACCAUAAAGCUGUGAACUUGUUUGGUGUCAUUAUACUGAAUUGUUAGAAGCUGUGGUUGUAUCCACGUGUGAGGUCAUUCAGUCUAGACCGGAAAUUGUGACUGAUAUUGACCUUCGAGUCUGUAGUGUGACCUUGAUUACACACAUCUUUAACACUAAAUUAAUGUCCUUAGUGAAUUAUUGUUUAUGAAUGGCAUCUUAAGUAAGAAAGGAGGCCUACACUCACCUGUCAGUUUAUUAGGUACACCCCACUAAAGCUAGGGAAAGUGUUUCUGCUAUUCUGUCGGCAUUUAUAUCUACAAGGGUCGGCUAAAUAAUGGUAACAGCACUCGAAUUACAACGUCCAAAAGAUCUAACAGUUCAAUCAACUCGAAUACAGUUUGACACACUUACAAAUAGACUCAUUGUCCUGUGGUUAAAUGCUAACCAGUGCAGUUUCAGUCAAACAGGUGCAUGCAUGUGGCCAACCUGAAAACAUAAUGGUUCCACCCGUGCAUCCACCGGCUGUCGCUGGCACGGAGGCACUUUGAAUUUGUCGGUUGUAUCAGCGUGCAUUAGUUCUAGCUUGGUGUACCUAAUAAAUUGUCGGUAAGAAGGGUGUACUCAGCAUUUACAGAUUACUAUAAGAAAUUGUACAGAAUAUAGACAGGCUAGUGGGUGGCAGGUUGGCUGGUUUCAACCUCUGUCCAGUCGUCUCAGAUCGACAGGAGUGAUUUGUUCAGAAUUUCAGAAUAAUUUUUCUAUUCCUUUUAAAUUUGACUUUUGAAUGAACAGAGUUCCUGUUCCCUCUGCGGGUCACUGCAUUGCAAAUCUAUUCAGUGAACACAAAGUUGGAGAGCCUUUUCAGCUUGUCUGCUGUAUGUGUGUUAAUAAUGCAUUGGAGCCCCUUAAUGCAGUAUUAUUUUCUUUAAUGCUAAAUGUCAAAUAUGUGAAUCGUUAUUUCCAGUUUCUGCUUGUUUGUCUGAUUCUUCAGUUCCUCCACUGCCACUAUUGAGAAAUCAGAUGCACUAGAAAUGCCACAGCGACUGUUUAUGUAAAACACAUCUCCAUUAAAUGAGUGUUGUAAAACAGAAAUGAAAGAAGUUUGAUUUAAAAUUGCCGUCAGUGACCUCUCCUUUCCAUUUGGGAUUUAAACUGAUGUGGGAAAGUUGAGCUUCGAUAGUGAUUGUUCACCAUUGUGCCUUAUAUGGGAGAGUUUGGUUUGUUGGGAAAGUAAAACUGGUUCCAUUUAUAUUAAAAUUCUGCUUUAAUGGUGUCCUGGAAGAAAUAUACAGAAUUUUACAUGAAUGAUUUUGGUCUAAAAUGAAAAAAAUAAACCAAAAUCCACGCCAUAUGCAAAAGAACCAGACCAGAACUGAUGCUAAACAGUGUUUGAUGUUAUUCACGGUGUUAUCACUGUCCUGUAAAAAAAAAAAAAUCCUUCACCUUAUCACAACAAAACUUGUGUGUACACAAUUGAGUUAUUAUCUCACUGUGUAGACACAGUUUCAACACAGGGUCAUUUUCGGGCACCUUGCUGAACAAUUGUCGGUGAAAUAUAAAGUGUGUGUUUUUUUUUACUAUUAUGCUCUUUUGUCUUUUGUGAAAAAAAAUUCUGAAUAAAAACUGAGCAUUUUUCAACAAGGUC
Platichthys flesus (European flounder) is the source of this 2684-nucleotide messenger RNA. It is a transcript of the gene cmtm3, whose product is annotated as CKLF-like MARVEL transmembrane domain containing 3. The coding region runs from base 115 to 702 and encodes 195 amino acids. The record is from RefSeq and is a predicted model, not a curated record. Lineage: Eukaryota; Metazoa; Chordata; Actinopteri; Pleuronectiformes; Pleuronectidae. The transcript has 6 exons. Gene Ontology annotation, cellular component: membrane.